GGCCUGCACAAAUAUCUUCUUUCUCAAUUGGUUCAAAACCUGGGUGGGAGAGAGGGAAAUACAUAUUAGCCCUCUCAAAGACCCUGUGUCUCCUGAAAAGGAGGCUGGUUAGCAUGUGCCCAGAUUUUCCCUUUAAUCUUUCCCAUUAAGUUGCUCCACAUUUUUCAGAAAAAGUAAAUGGCAGAGUAGAAGUAUAAGGCAGAGACAAGCCCAGAAUUAUUGCACAAUGGGACUCCCCUAACAUUGAAGGAAACAUCAGAAGUAGGGAAGAAGUGUGCUCUUUUGCAACAUGUUAUCGGUACAUAAUGGUGAGUUAAUUCAUGAAUGAAAAAGUAUAAUACAAUAUGAUAAAUCGAACAACUAAUCUUGCUGAUCAAAGGCUAUAAUAUUAUAAAGCCAAGGAGUCUCCAGAUAUCACAUCAGAACUACUUUACCUAGAUCUUGUGUAAUUUCAGACAAGUAAAGAAACCACAAAAUGGAGCUCUGGAACUCCACCUUGGGAAAUGACUUCACAUUAGCGGAGAUUCUGAAUGACAGUGGGGUUCCCAAACUGCUUUUUGCCACAAUCGCUGUCCUGUACAUGUUGGCCCUGACCAGCAAUGGCCUGCUGCUCUUGGUCAUUAUAAUGGAUUCCUGGCUCCAUGUGCCUAUGUACCUUCUACUUAGCCAGCUAUCUCUCAUGGACUUGAUGUUUGCAUCUGCAGUUACUCCCAAAAUGCUUGUGGAUUAUCUGCAUGGGGAGAACACCAUCUCCUUUGAAGGCUGCACCUUUCAGAUGUUAGUAAUUCUCACUUCAGGAGGUGCAGAGGACUUACUACUGGUGUUCAUGGCCUAUGACAGGUAUGUGGCUAUUUGUCAUCCUUUGCACUACAUGGUCCGCAUGAGGCCAAGGAUAUGCUGGCUCACAAUAGCCACAUCUUGGAUCCUGGCAUUCCUGAAUGCUGUGAUACUCACCUCAUAUACUAUGCAUUUUCCUUUCUGUAUGUCUCGGAAAAUCAGGCACCUACUCUGUGAGAUCCCACACUUGUUGAAAUUGGCCUGUGCAGAUACCUCCAUAUAUGAGCACAUGGUAUAUGUGAUAGGUGUGAUCUUUCUCAUGCCUACCCUUGCUGCUAUCCUUGCCUCUUAUACGUUUGUCCUAAUUGCUGUCCUUCACAUGUCCUCGGGUAAGGGAAGGAAGAAAGUCCUCACCACAUGCUCUUCUCACCUGACUGUGGUAGGAAUGUACUAUGGAGCUGCCAUGUUGAUGUACAUCCAGCCCAAUUACUACCAUAGUCCCCAACAGGACAACAUUCUCUCUCUAUUUUAUAUUAUCAUUACUCCAACACUGAACCCUCUUGUCUAUAGUCUGAGAAACAAGGAGGUAAUAGAAGCCUCCAGGAGAGUACUGGGGAGAUUCACUUCUGCCCAGAGAUGGUAGAUGCCAAUGUCAUGUGGAAGCCCUAUAGUCUACAUGGGACUCCAUAUCUGCACUUGGUCUUAUGCUGGCAUCUUCCACAUUUUGAAAAUUCUGAAAAUCUGCCACACUGGAGAUUAAGUCCUCAUUUGGCCUUAGAAACACGAGUUUGUCUCCAUUAGCCCUAUGUUUCAAUAGCUAAGGAUAUUUUCAUUUUUCUGAUCAAUACCCCAGGAUCUGGUUGAAAUUCCCGUUCUGUUCUAACAGAGAUUAUCUUAUUUUUCACUUCAUGUUUUUCUUUCCCUCCCCUACAACAGUUCUGUACUCAACCAUAUAGGAAGUUGGCCAGAAUUUUUUCUUGAUGUUUCUAUUUAACACAGGAAAUAAAAACUAAAGAGGAAAAUGAAGAUACGGAAUGAAGAUACAAAUGUUAGACUUUACUACUUGCUGGUGAGGAAACUUCUCAGUUCUUAAUUCUUUACUACUGUGAAUCUGUAGUCAUAUAAUAUUAAAUGUUUUAUUGUGGAGAGAUCUUUCCAGAUCUAUAUCAGAGCUCCAGACUCUGGAAAAAUUCCUACCAGAUACCUAUGUUCUGGAUUGUAGCAUCAGCUCCUUAAGCUGCCCAUAUGACAUUAGGACAGCCAUGUGCUUUCCAUGUCACAUUAUUUAUAAAGAAAUUUCAUUACAAAAUACCGAUGCCUUGAAGCUAGUAUGUGAAAGCAGAAAGCAUACAUGGUAGUGAGAACUGUAAUGCAAAUGUUCUCUGCUAGGAACAUCCUCUCUAAAAGUCUCAGCCCCAAUUAACACUGAAUGUGAACAAACGGUUGAAAUCAACAUCCGAAACAAAAAUGGUAUUCCCAAUAUCUUUCCUGUGUCUGCAUCCUUGUCAAUUAUAUUUUGGCCAGUGACUAGGUCUUUCUUUUACGACUCAUUCCUGCCCCAGUCCUUUCAAAGUUGUUUAAAUUCCCAAUUUAAAAUGGGACUCCUUUUAUUUUUAUUUUUUUAAACAAUAGAAUCAGAAUUUGAACUAAAUUCUAGCUGAGACCCAGUCUCUC
Molecule: messenger RNA, 2451 nt
Organism: Leopardus geoffroyi (Geoffroy's cat)
Lineage: Eukaryota; Metazoa; Chordata; Mammalia; Carnivora; Felidae
Product: olfactory receptor 2AG1-like
Exons: 1
Coding region: 476-1420 (314 amino acids)
Biological process (GO): G protein-coupled receptor signaling pathway
Cellular component (GO): membrane
Molecular function (GO): G protein-coupled receptor activity; olfactory receptor activity
Source: RefSeq, a predicted model, not a curated record